CCAGCGGUCGUGGCGUUACGGAAAUAGAUUUUCGGCGGCGAGAUGCAACGCCCGCUAGGCGAAUCGGAGAGGCCAGUACCGCGGCGACCAGUUCCCAAGGAAAACCGGAAGACCCGAAGCGUGGUGUCCGAGGUGUCCCACAUGAACAAUCCGGGAGCUGAAAGAUGGCGACCAAUGGCCAUAUCGAAUCCGUCUACCAAGUUGCGGAUGGCUAGAUCCAUGCCCCAUUGGGUCAUGGCGCAGCAGCAACAGCGAGAAACGGAGCAGCAGCAACAUCGGCCCCCGACGCCCCCGAAAAUUCCACCGCCGUCGCUCUCGGGGGACUGUGGUGACCCCGACUACGAGAUCAUCGAGUUCCCGAUCCAGAAACCACCCCAGAAGACACCCCAGUGGAACGUCGGUAAGUGCGCCCUGUGCGGCACCGAGAACGUGUUUGCGCGAUGCGACACGUGCGACGAGAAUUUCUGCGAAGCCUGCGACGACAUGAAUCACAAGCACCCGAAGCGGAAGAGCCACGUUCGCAGGAGGAUCCUGACCGAGGACGCGAGCAGGAGCAGACCGCCCCUUCCCCCUAAAGGGGAGAUGUCGUGUCCGCCGCCGGUGCCGCCGCCGCGAAGAAAUCGCAAGGCCACUCAGGUCGGGAGCUUAAAGCGCAACCUUGCCAACCCGAUAGCACCGCCGGAUUCAAGAAUAUCGAAAUCUACGAAUACUUUAAACACGUCCACCAAUGAUGCUUCAGGAUCAGGAACGGACAAAAUGUCUACUCUACAGGAAAGAUACAGAAAAUAUCAAGAGGCGAUGAGAGCUCAAGACGCAAACAGGCGACGACACCCGUCCUCGGACACCUCGAGGGAUACUUUGAGCGGAAGACCACUUAGCUUAGGCAACUCGAAACCAGCACCGCCGCUUCCACCUCCGCCUCCACCUAGAGCAAUGCUACAAUCGGCCAGCGUUUGCGAUUUAACCGCUGCUCAUAUGUGGAAUCCGGGGAUGCAUCAGGCCCAGUCGAUGGCACAUUUAGGACCUGGCGGCAUGCCGAUGAUAUGGUAUCCGCCGACCAACUCCUGGGACGUAUCGAUGAGCGGUUCCACCGCGAGUCUGCAUCAUCCAAGCGUGUGGGGAUAUCCCAUGGGUUAUCCGUCAGCUCAGAUGCUGCCUCCGCAUUAUCCGGGAUCUCUUUCUAGAGCGCACAGUCCGACUAGAAGUGUCAAAUGCAGUAGAAGGUCGAGGCAGCCGUCACCGUCCCCCAGUCUGAAAUCUAAAAAGUCCUACGCUUCAAGAUCACGAUCGAGAAGAUCACCCGGAUCACCAUCGGACGCGAGCUCCGAAAACUCCGACGAGUCUGAUAUGGACGACAGACUCUCCCGAGGAUCCAGGAGCAGACGCGGCAGCGUACCCAGAAGUAUACGACAACGAAACUAUCACGAUGACGAUAGCAGAAGUCUCAUGUCUAGAAGUCGACGAGAGAGAUUAAUGUCCGAGGAGAGAAUGAUGAGUACCGAGGAUCAAUGGUCCGAGAGUCCGUCUAGUAAACGAUACUCGACGCCUUCGAGAAGCUACGACGAUCGCUCAGUUUCCAGAGUAGAUCGACUGGAACGCGUACAAAAUGGAACUUAUCGCGAUUGUCGAAAACGAAGCACCGAUGACGAGUCCUCCGAUCGAAGGAUCAAUGCACCGAGCCGAACGCGACUCACGAGCUCGUCCGACGACCAUGUCGAGAGGGUGGAGAACGCAUUAAAGAGAGCAUCGUCCCUUCGUAGAGACAUAAUGCUGGAUGAUCAUCGUCGCGAUUCUCAUAGAUCAUCCUUCGAGAGUGACGGUCAGGCUAGAAAGACACCUUCUCGAGAUGUGACUUCUCCGAAGAGGAUACCUGCUGAACGAAUGCGCCUUUUGGAAAGACAGUCUUCUCAAGGAGAUUCAGAUAGAGACAGGAAUCGCGCGAACAAGGAUGAAAUCGUAUCACGCUCAGCGAGAAGAGAACAGCAGAUCCGUGACAUCUCGCGAGAGCGCGAAAUCCGUAGAUCCUCGCUUGAAUCCGACAAUCAAGGUCUUAGAAAAACUUUUUCCAAUGAAAUACCGACAAAAAGACACGAGGAAAGGAUGACCGGUGAUCUUCAAGAUCGCCAGCGAUCGAUCGAGAAAAGUCAUCAGCUCGAGAACUCCAUGCGGACCGCAGAAGCUCAAAGGCAAGAUAACGUCGAUAUAAAGCAACACCAGCAGCAGCAGCCGUUGCUGCGAAGAUCUCAGUCCCGAGAGGAUCCAAAGAUAGCGAGGAAAGACGCGGUCGAAAAUGCAUCAUCCAAGAAGCCUGCUUCCAAAGAAACGAUCGGCUUGAUGGAAAUCCCGAAGGAAGAGUGGGCCUGCGAGCACUGCACCUUCAUCAAUAAGAUCAACGAUCGCGUCUGCGUGGUCUGCUGCAAAACCAAGAGUAGCGCACUACCGCCGAGCACCCUGAACGACGAUCCGAUCGAGCUGCAAGCGCCGAAAAGUGAAGCGUCGAGCAAGAUCGGCGAUCCCAAUCCCCAUCUCGAGAAGCGGAUCAAUCUGUUGAAGAUCUCUAACAGCGAAGAAAGCGGCGAGAGCGGAUCCGUCAAGAAUAAAGAUGCAAUUGCUACAGACGAUAAUCCUCUCAUGGAAAAUUCUACGACGUCCUCAACUUCGCAAGCAGAAGAAGUGUCAUCGAAACCGGCGGACGCAGCAUCACCGCCGAUUGCUGAAAAUUUGGCAGCAGCAGCAGCAUCAUCAACAUUACCGCCUUUUCCAACUACGAAUAUCUCCAAAAUAGACGCAAACGCGACGCCGCGGGAGGAAAAGGCCACGCGUGGGAAACUUUUAAAAAGUCAUUCGGUGUCCACGGGAACAUCUCCUCCACCACAGAAUAUCUCGACUCAAACCUACGACUAUCUCCCUCCGAAAGGGACUCUUGGAAGAUCCGCGUCAGUAGCAACGUCAAAGAGUUAUUUAUAUUACGAUGAUAGCGACGGAGAGGCGGAGCGUCUGUUUCAGGAGCAGACCAGAUUCGCAAACAGUCCCGAUCUAUAUCCGCGGACGUUCCAAGAACAGCAGCUGAUGAUAUCCGGUCAGAAAAGCAGAGAACGGACCAGAAGAAACUCCAUCGACUCGUCCCAUCUCUAUUAUCGUUCCAGGGAACCGAGCCAACCGAGAUAUGCGGAAGCAGGUGCCAGUUCCAGCCAGCAAGGGGGAGUUUCCACGUUGACCCGUCAAGGAUUGGAGAUCGUGGAGCUCCUACGAGAAGCCGAGAGGCAGGGAUUCACCACCGAUGACGUUCAGGUGGCGUUGGCCCAAGGUGCAUCGAAUCCGAUCGAGUGGCUUCACACGCAGUGGCCGCAUCUGGUGGAGACGGUGCGGGUCCUGGUGACCGCGCAGGGCAAGGAACUGAGGGAGAACAGCAUCGGCGUCCUGUCGCCGGCCGAGGCGAGAGAGGCUCUACGAUCUGUCAAGGGCGACGUGUGGAACGCUGUCGCGACGGCCGUUCGGCGCAGACAGCAGAAAUGCCAGCAGAUUAUAACGAGAGGAAACUUUGCGCUCGCGGACAUUGUCAGAGCUCUCGAUAAUAAUGCCGGGAUCGAGGACGCCGCUUUGCUCGAGCUGCAGAAGAAUCAGCUCAAGCCCUUUUUAAUGAGGAUCUGGGGUCCUCCAGUCGGGGUGGAGAACGACGAGGCUGCACCGCACGAAGAUGCAGAGAGUGCGGUCGGUGGUGGGACGGGGGCGGGAUCCAAAUUGGAACAAAUUGAGAAUGUAUCCGAUACGGAGGCGCGGAAGCAGGUAAUGUCACCAAUUGUUGAUCAUUUCGUGGCGUUGCAGGCCGACUUUCAAAAGCAACUGGCGGCUCUCAGAGAACUGACCGAUAACUGGCGACACGAGAAAGAUCUCCCGAAUAAACUGGGUAAUAAUAAGUCUGAUAAUCUGUACGACCGCGCUGACGAUGAUAAUAGCACUGUUCUAAUCGAUGCAAAUCUGGUCCCAAGGGCCGUACAAGAAGCGCCCGAUGUAGCGAUGCCGGGCGAUCUUGUUGCGCGGCAAAGACAGGCCACCGUAGAUUCGCAGGAAGGCUCGAAGCACUCAAAGUUGAUCGCUACGAAUCCGUCCGACGAGGGCCUGGACCAAGUAGACGCCGCGUCGCACAUCGAAAUUCCCGCAACAACGACGAUGAUCGAUGAUCUCGCGAGAGAGAAUGCGACAAGCUCGCCUCUUGUGCCCCAAUACUCCUCGAGAAACGAUACCGCCGAUCGUUCGAUCGGUGGAACCAUCGUUGAGGUUGAUGAGACUGUACGAAUGGCCGGAUCAUGCGAUCCGCCAAAAUUAAACGGCGAGGAAGGCGAUGUCAAUGCGAAACGAUCGCGCGAGGAAGCGAGCGAAGCACGACGCCCCGACCUCGACGUUUCGACGAUAUCGAUCGAUGAAACGAUAGAAACAGCGAAGCAAGUUCCACCAAAAGAAGUAGAACAGAGAGAAUUAUCGUCGAAUGUUGAGGUUCAAGUAUCCUCUUCCUCGCAUGGAAUUUCUGCGCCCGAUCCAACGGAUACGGAACCGGGUCAGUCCUCUUCUCCGCAAACUUGGAGUGCUCCCGAAUUACUUAAUACAACGGAACACGCUGCAAACAACGAGUCACUCGUCCAAAUUGAAAAGUCGACGGAAUUGGACGAAACACUUCGCAUCUCUUUCCGGGAUUCGAGUACUCCUCAACAAGAGGCCGAUAUAUUGCAGCAGCUGUCGCGGAAUGAUGUCUCGAUCGCGGCGAGUGCAUCCGGAAAGGAUCUUUCCGUGACGGAACGAUCCGAUCAGCAUAUCGCGAGGGAAGUUCCCGAACAGAACGACAAGUCAUCGCAAGUCCUGGCGAUGGAGGCUCUGAUGUCCGCCGUAAGAUCGUUGCCGGAGCAGUUUUUGACGCCCUUCAUAACGGCGAUGCAGGUCCUGUCGCCCAAGAAAGGUGAUGCUGAUGUAACGACCGCUGAUGCACAAUUUAUGAACCGAUUAAAUACUUUACAUAGUACAAAGGUCGAAGAAACAGCCGACGCUGAGGCGAAUGUCGACGCUCUUCAACCGAGGAACGACGACGAGAAGAAGUCUGUCCCGACAACUGCAGAUAAAACUGUCGGGUCGCCUGUUCGGGAGAAGAGUAAUAAUGAACGCGAGAAAGAUAUCAUAACAAAAUCGAGCAACAGCAAGAUUAUCGACAAGAGGAACGUCAUCGGAUCUUGCGAGAUUCCAGACUCUCAGAUGGCGAAGUCCCGGUCGAGCGUGCCAGACAUCAAACAACAGCAGCUGGAUGUCAGAUCGGUAUGUAACGUGGACAAGGACGAAACUAACAUUUCGGAAACUAACACCGCUCUGAUAUCCGAUACGUUCUCGGAUUCAGUAGACCUCAAGUUGACAGACGUUCCUGAAGAAACGCUGACUGCGAAUAAGAUGACGUUCAGCGUCGCGAUAGCAGAACCAAUUAAUGAAACGUUGCAAACGGACAUCGCGGAGGAUAUACAUGUACGUAAGGAUUCUUUAGAGAUAGUCGACACACCUGCGGAAAAUGAUAGUCAAGACAUAUGGACGGAAGGAUCAAUCGAGGAAGCGUCUUCAGGUGAUUCAUCGAGCUUUCACGCGCGAUCGUUAACAUUAUCUGCGACGCAUGAUCGAUCCAUCACCUAUCAGGAAGCUCACGAGCUUACUGUCGCAUCCAACGAUACGUUGAUCGAUGCGUCAUCAUCAUCAUCAUCAAAGGAAGCGAAUGACUCUUCCAUCGCGUCUAAUGAAAAGCUUCCCGCUGAUAACGCCUCUGUGAUCAUUGACCCGCUUCUAAAAAACGACUCGUCGCGAAAUCAAGUUUCAUCCGCUUCUAGGAAUGACUUUAACACGGAAAAAUCUGAGAUGAAUAUCUGCCAGAAGGAUAUGAUCGAUCGCGAUUCUCACGCCAAUCAUUCGUCCAUUUCGCGCGAAACGACAUAUGCUACUAAUGCGGUAUCCAUAAAUAAACAAGAUAUUAACACGCGAGAAUUAGAAGAACACUCAAACAAUUCAUCUCACGUUACCUCAUCAGCUUCGCCAGUUGCAUCAUCCGCGGAAAUUUUCAACGCGAAAUCACCAUCCGUCGAAAAACUCGAUAAUCUCGAAACGACGUUGCGCCACGAUAAAAAUGAUACAAAGCCGAGCGUUGCGAAAGAUGCGGUGCACGUUUCGGAAAAAGUAGAACAGACAAUUUUCGUCACAUAUCAUGCUCCCGCGAGCGACGGUAAAGAUGAAACUACGUUGAAAGGGGAAGACGUGCUCGUCGAGCAAAGUACGAUCGACCAUCUAUCCAUUACUCAAUUACGAACCGAUGAGAGUGUUCCGCUGUCAUUAACAGACUCUGCGGCGAAUUUCAAUAAUCCGGACGAUCCGGAAAAGGAGGGUACACUCGCUCCAGCAAAAUCUGACAGUUCAACGAUCGAACGCACGGAUUCGGACAUUCGAUCACUUGAGAAUUCCGCGGACGAUUUAACUCGAGACGGAUUAUCCGCUCCGACAAAUAACCGAGAAGUAAUCGUGCACGAUUGCUUAACGCAGGCGUUACGAUCCUCCCCUUCAAUCGACACUUCAAAUACCUUUCGCGACUCUGAAUCUCUGAGGGACGUAAAAAUUUUAGAACAGGACGAAGUAAAGUCUGUCGACAUUUCUGAAAUCUUAAAACAAAAUAUCGUUGACGAGGACUCUGUUAUAGGUACUGACAGACUCUCUGACGAAAAUCAUCAUCGAUUAAUAAAUACUAAUAAUAACAAUUCCCGUGGAUUAUCUAUCGAAAACGUCCCUGCCGCAGAAUCGAGCGAAAGCGUUUCGAUUGCCGUGGAGAAACCUUACUCCGGAGACGAGAUUUCUCAAUCUGACGGCAAGCGAGACGCGGAAACAUCAAAUUUUGCGUCAAGAAGCAUCUUAAAUGCAUUUAAAAAUCUCAAUAUAUUCUUCGCAUCGCGAACCGAGGAGAAAAAUAUCGUCAACGAGGACUCAUUCUCGAAUCUUAUUACGACGAAUAUCGGCGACGUAUCCGAUACCUUUGAAAUAAAGAUAUCGGAAUCGCCCAUAAUAGCGGUGAAUGAUUGCGCGCCGAUAAAAGACAUCGCGGCGAAUACCUUCGAACGCGAUAAAUCGGAUCGAAUCGGUGAUGUCGAUACAAACGGCAUGCGGGAGAAUGCGAGAGACGUCGAUUCGCCCGGAAACGACAUUUCAAUCGUCGCGCGUAACGAACCGGUUAAAUCAGAAUUAUCGAAUAACGAGUCGUCGGAAAGGAGCGCGAGACAACCUCGUAAAAGCGUAAUCGGGAAAUCCGUCGUAAAGGAUAGAUCGCCCCUUAAAAAAAUCGUUCGACGAAAGUCGCCCGUUAAGGUGGUGAAAAAGUCGACUGGCGUACCGAGGAAAAGUUCACCGCGUAAAAGCACGAGCCCGAACAGUACGACCGUCACAAAAGCGAGGGCAACGGCCAGCGAGAUUACCAAGACGUCGAAUCGGGCAAUGCGAAACAAUGACUCGCGAAUUAAAGAAUCCGUAAAAUGCGCCGCGCGCGAUAAAACAGACAACGGAAGUAAAUUGGUUACGAAACUAUCGGGUAAAUCUAUUAAACAAUCAUUAACUAACGCCAAUCAAAUAACUGCGGGGAAUAGGAAAACGAAUAAAAAUGAUAAAAAAGUUCCUACGUCCAAUACAGGAAAGAUACUCGCGAUCGAUAAUCCCGAGCCGCCGACUAACAUAAAAAAAUGUAACGAGAAAAAAUCGGAAAAUAUCGAAAAUAAAAAUCCCGAACGUUGUAGAAAUAAAACAAUUAAUCGGAAUAAAAAAGCGAAAAUGUUGGAAAAUAUUAAAAUGGAUAUUUCUGAAAAUCGAGAAGUAAAAGAGAUUGUUAAUCGCGAAACUGAAAUGUCAAAAGAUAACAAAAUGAAAGCACUUUUGACAGAAAAUAAAAACGAUAAUUCGAAAACUAAAAUAUCUUUACCGUCAAAGAUACCCGUUUUAAUACAUCAAAAAAUCGCGCGAUCUACAAAUAUCGUCCCAUCGAGCUCUUCUAAAACAAAUUUAAAUGACACACUAUUGUUAAAAAACAUAUCGACUAAAUUGCCGGUAGCGUCGCAAGCAAUUUCGAAAUUAUCUUUAAAGAGCCAGGAAAAAGUUAAAAAAGCGAGUUCACCGAUCGUGCAGAAAGUCGAUUGUAAGGAUAAUUCGAAGACGGAUCGAAUUGAAUCUAGUGACGGCAAAUUAAAUCCUUCAAGAACGAUUGAAAUUACAGAGAAUGCGAAAGACGAGCAGAUUCUAGAGGAGAAUCAUGCUAAGAGGUGCGCCGUGGAAUUAACCGAGGAGCUUCCGAAAGUUGAAUCGAUACAAUUGGAAUCCACAUUAGACGAGAAUUCGCAAGCAUCGACGUGCAACAACGAUCUGUCCGCGACUUUUAACGAACAAUUGGAAAUCGAAAACGCAAUCGAGGAGAACUCCGAUUCCGAAUAUUCCGAGAGCGGCGAGGACACAGAAACGGCGAGGUACAUCUCCGAUCAUAACUCGGAAUGCAAUUCCGUCGAGGAGUUCACGGAGGCGGAAUUGUUGUUAGAGAAAACGCUAAACGAGAUAAGAUGUGAAAUAUCGGAAUCCGAAGAGGAACGGACGAGGAGCGGGUCCGAGGAGAGCGCGAGAGAUAUCACUUGUUCCUACGAAACAGAAAGCCACGAUCGUGAUUCGGUAUUGUCCGAGGGUACGGUCGAUGAAUGGGAGAUUAAGUCAAGCGAGCUCGAAGAUUCGAUGGAAGAAGAUGUGUACGAGGAGCUACCGUUUGAAGGAGAAGAGACGAAUAUACAAUACAAAGUUUCGGAACAACAACUAGAGAUGGCUGUUAAAGAAGCCGAUGACACAAUACACGAGGGAGUUGACAUUUCGAAUAGAGCGGAAAGUAAUUCUGAAGUCGCGCAAGGAGAUGAAGGGAAUAAUUUGGAUCCAUUGAAGGAAGAACCAAUUCAACCGGAAAUAAUCGCAGAGAUCGAUGUGAUGGCACCGAAACUUUCUCAAAACCUUGAAAUCUCGGAUUCUAACGCUACCGUAGCAGAUACCGCGAUAGCGUUUUCAAUCAAGUUCGAGGAGAGUACAGAAUCAAAGGAGGACAUCCAGUCCUCAAAAGCGAUCGACUCGAAGAAGAGUGAGUCGAGGCUCGAAGAUGCAAACAGAAUCGAGGAAAGAGAUCAGUCGACAGUCGUGCAGAAUGAUAAGACGAGGAAAGUAGCGAGCGCGAAACGGGCCAAGAUAGGCCGAAGGGCGAGUACAGGAAGUAAAGAGGUCAAAGUCGGGAGAAACGUUGACGACGACCAUGACGAUGACACGUUAAAGGGGGUGGAUCGGGCGAAAGCGCCGAGGAAACGAUUUUCCCUCGUAGCCAGUUGCAUCCGUCGGUUCGAGGGCGAGGAGAAUACCGAAAGGACGCGCGUGGAAAGCAUCAGGCGCAGGAGACCGGGAUCUCCCAAGACGGAGCGGGAGAGAAUAGCACGUCGUCUCUUGGCGGAAGGUCGGGCGGCGAAUUACGACGAGGCCGAGGUCGCCGCUAGUUUGCUGACCCUCAAGUUCGGGGAUGCCGAGGCGCUCCAGGCCGCGAAAGAGUGCUCCAGCGUAGAGUCGGCGCUCGCCUUCCUACAACAGGAGUGCGAGCUGUGCACCGGUCGUUUUGCAAUGAGUCAGAUGAUCUCAAUGCUUAAGUGCGUACAUCGCUGCUGCAACGAAUGCGCAAAAAAUUACUUCACCAUCCAAAUUAGCGACAGGAACAUCACGGAUGCCGUUUGUCCGUUUUGCAAGGAACCUAAUCUCAAGGACGCGAGCGAGGACGAGGUUCUCGAAUAUUUCAGCAAUCUGGAUAUACAAUUGAAGACUUUGCUCGAUCCGCCGAUCCACGAGCUUUUCCAGAGGAAGCUCAGAGAUCGCACUUUGAUGCAAGAUCCGAACUUCAAGUGGUGCAUUCAGUGUUCGAGUGGAUUUUAUGCAGAUCCCGAUCAAAAGCGUCUGAUCUGUCCCGAUUGUCGAUCUGUCACCUGUGCCUUUUGCCGAAGACCGUGGGAGAAACAGCACGAGAGAAUCUCGUGCGAAAAAUUUGCCGCUUGGAAGGACGAGAACGAUCCUGACAAUCAAGCCGCAGGUUUGGCCAAACAUCUCGCUGAUAAUGGCAUUGACUGUCCUAAGUGCAAGUUUCGUUAUUCGUUAUCUCGUGGAGGUUGCAUGCAUUUCACCUGCAGCCAAUGUAAAUAUGAAUUCUGCUGCGGUUGCGGCAAAGCUUUCAUGAUGGGAGCGAAGUGCACAGUUAGUCCCUAUUGCGCCAAACUGGGCCUGCACGCCCAUCAUCCGCGCAAUUGUCUCUUCUACCUUCGCGACAAGGAACCCGCGCAGCUGCAGCAAUUACUCAGAGAGAACGGCAUCGAUUACGACACCGAGGGUCCGGUCGGAGAACGCAAGUGCAAAGUACAAUUGCAGAAAGAAACGCCGACCGGGGUCGUGGACACUGUAUGCAAUUCCGACGUCAUCGAGGGUCACGCUGGUCUGUGCAGGCAGCACUACAUUGAGUACUUGGCGGGCCUGGUGCUCAAAGGCAGGCUGGACCCCGUGAUGAUCUUUGACUUGAACGACGCCAAGCAAGAGUUGCGCCGACGGGGAAAAGUUCCCCCUGCGAAGGACCAGGAAAUGUCCGAGCGGGAUUAUCUCGAGGCGUGCAUUCAGAUCGUAAAAAAGGAGAUUCCACUGGAGUGACUAUGGAAAGGUAUUUCAGAAAAAAACACUCGUCCUCCUGAAGUCAUAAGUGAGAGAGAUGUGUUAUCUUGUGCAUCUUGUGCAUCUUGUGCAGCGUAUAUUUAUUUUAAUCUGUGUACACUAUAUAUAUGUAAAAGAGCCCCUUUCACCACAAGUGAAAUUGAUAUAAAACCAUAGAAAAUGAAUAAUGUGCCGUAUGCGGAUAUAAUUUUGCAAAAAUUUAUUUAUUUUUUGACACGACGGUAAUGUACGAUUUGUAUGUUAAUUCACGUAGCGUUAAUUUAUUCGUGAUAGAAACAUCGCGAGAAGAAAUAGUGUAUUUAUGUAUUCUAAUUUAGUGUACUCUACUUGUUAACAACCAAAAAUUUGCAUUAAUUGAAUGUUUCUUCAAUGAGGGAAAAAAAUAUUUAUCUCGAUGGAAUUUAUAAUUAGUGUUUGAAAAUAUAUAUUUAUUUUUCUUGUCUUUAUAUAACUGUUUUUCAAGAAAUAGACGAUUUAAUUAAAGAAA
Messenger RNA from Cataglyphis hispanica, 11257 nucleotides. RefSeq names its product E3 ubiquitin-protein ligase lubel (gene LUBEL). The transcript has 20 exons. Gene Ontology annotation, biological process: protein linear polyubiquitination. Gene Ontology annotation, molecular function: K63-linked polyubiquitin modification-dependent protein binding; linear polyubiquitin binding; ubiquitin protein ligase activity. The record is from RefSeq and is a predicted model, not a curated record. Gene Ontology annotation, cellular component: LUBAC complex. The coding region runs from base 43 to 10749 and encodes 3568 amino acids. Lineage: Eukaryota; Metazoa; Arthropoda; Insecta; Hymenoptera; Formicidae.